CGUUUUACUAUGAGCACUACGACACGGUCUACCGAGUGCUUGCGGUGCAGUGCCUUACAUCAAUUACAAUGGCGAAGAAAGAGAAGAUUACAGUCAAAAAGAUAGAUGAUGCUAAGAAAGCUAAAAAGGGCAGCGAGGAGAAAGAGGCCAAGCCCGCAAAGGGCAAGGGCAAGGAUGGAAAGGGCAAGGACAGGAGCAAAUGGGCGGCGCAUGAGGCGGACUUGGAAACGGAGCUGGCAGCGCUGGGGCUGCGCAUUAAGGACAUCACUGGCGACGGCAACUGCUUUUUCCGCGCGCUGGGAGACCAGUUGAAGGGCGAGGAGAAGGUGCAUGCCGAGUUGCGGGCGCGCAUUGUUGGUUUCAUGGCAGACCACGAGGAGGAGUUCGCGCCGUUCGUGGAGGACGACGAGAGCUUCGGCUCCUACGUAGCUCGCAUGAAGAAGGACGGCACGUGGGCUGGCUACAUGGAGGUGGUGGCGGCGUCCCGGUGCUUGGGGGCCAACCUCACCAUCUACCAGGCGGGCCAGCCGCGUUGGCGAGUGGUGCACCACCCCGAGGACACCGCACCCAUGCUGCACCUAGCCUACUCGGACGGCCAGCACUACGACUCGGUGCGCUGUGCGGACGACUACGGACACGGCCCCGCGGCGCCCGUGGUCAUCCGGGGCGACGGCACUGUGCCGGCCCGGCCGCAGCGACCCGUGCGUGACGCCGGCUCGGAGCCCUGGGACGAGCGCGACGAGGCACGUGUGGCCGCCAGCACGGCCUGCCGCGACCUUGGGCUGGUGCGGGCGGCGCUGUCGGCGGCGGGCGGCGACGUGGAAGCAGCCGUGGAGAAGGUGAUUGAAAUGCUGGCGGAGCAGGCGGAGGCGGAGGAGGGGGCGGAGGAGGUGGGGGAGAAGGAGGAGAAGGAGGUGAAGGAGGAGGGGGCAGGGAAGGAGGCGGAGCCGGGGGGAGAGGGGGGCGUCAGCGACGUGGCAAGCAUAACGAAUGGGGCGGGAGAUGGGAGUGGAGGCGGAGGCGCAGGUGGAGGCGGGGGCGGAGGCAGCGGUGGGAACGGCGAGGCGGCCACAGGCGCUCGUCCACCUGAUGCUGAGCCCAAAGUUGGGAGAGGCGGCGAAAUGACGUCGGCAGGAGCAGCGGUGGCGGGAGCAGCGGCGGCGGAAGCGGCGGCGGCGGGGGAAGCGGCGGGGCCGGCACCGGCGCCGGCAGAGGCCCGAGUCCCGUCCACGGCUCUGCGGGAAACAGACGCAGACGCGGCUUCUGCUACAGCCGCAUCUGCAGCCGGAGCUGCAGUUGCCACGGCUACAGCCGCCACAGCUACAGCCGCCACGGCUACAGCCGACCCUGCGACGUCCGCCACGGCGCCCAGCUCUUCGACAACAGGGCCGGGCGGAGCCUCUGCCGACGCGACUGGCGGGGCCGGCGAGCCAGCACCUGGCGAAGCGAAGGGCGCGGGGCGGAAAGCGCCUGACUCGGCAAAGCGGCGCGGGAUUGUCGUCGGCAGUCGCAGCAGUAGCAGCAGCAGCAGCGCCGCCGCGGCCGGCUCCUCCUCGGCGCCCGCCAACAACAAGCGGUGUCCGUGUGGCAGCAAUAAGAAGUACAAGGCGUGCUGCGGACCGGCGGCGGCAGCGGCGGCGCGGCGAAAGGCGGCGGCGGGCGAGGUUGAGGUGGAGGCUGCGGCGGGUUUGGGCACGACGGUGGUGGCGCAGGUGGCAGCGCUGGUGAUUUAAUGAGCGGUGUCUGGGCUGGUGAAUGCGUGAGUCACGCUGCUGGCGGUGGGACUGAUGCGGCAGGUGUGUGUGCUUGUGAUGGUGUGUGGGAACGGGACUUCUUGAUUGGACUGAUUGGACCCUGCCAGUGUGCGCGGCUUGCCGGCUCAUUGAGUCAAAGUAAGCUGCGAUGUC
This is a messenger RNA of Chlamydomonas reinhardtii, 1907 nucleotides long. RefSeq lists its product as uncharacterized. The record is from RefSeq and is a predicted model, not a curated record. Gene Ontology annotation, biological process: protein deubiquitination. Bases 69 to 1733 code for a protein of 554 amino acids. The transcript is spliced from 8 exons. Gene Ontology annotation, molecular function: cysteine-type deubiquitinase activity. NCBI's taxonomy places the organism in Eukaryota, Viridiplantae, Chlorophyta, Chlorophyceae, Chlamydomonadales, Chlamydomonadaceae.